AAGCCGGUCUUGCAAAGAAGUUGCAGUUGGAUACCUGGAACUCGACGCUCUCCGGGGUGCCAGGGCACCAAAAGCUGGAAGCUUUGGCUGUGCCUGGUCAGGAGAAAUCUGUAGAGGCUGGUCUGUGUUAAGCAGUGCUUGGAGGGAGCAGGUCUGUGCCAAAGCGAGAAAACGCAACUGCCACUCUUUUACAAAAACUCUAAAAAGCUCCCAAGCGUCAAGCUCCAGAAGAAUCUCCAAAUCCCAGAACUUCCCUAUCAUCGAAGCCUAGAAAUUAAAACCCGACACUGUGGGCUUCAGGAAAACUGGGCACUUCAGAACCCAGUGCUAAGGACCCCUAUUUUCCAUCUUUGUGACCUUGGGCAAGUUGUACCUCCCUUUUCCCUAUCGGUUCAUUAGCAAUACAGUAAUGAUGAGAUGGACCUCAAAGGGUGAGGAUUGGACACAAUUAUUUGUGAGAAAUGGUCAGCUCUGUGACUGGAAUUCGGACAUUUCUAGAUAAAUGUUGGCUACCAAAAUUAUGGCAGUGACUUAGAAUCCUAAACCUUUGGGAACUGUAGCUUUUCUUUCCUUUUGUCGUUUAGGUUUUUGAGACAGAAUUUGGUUAUAUAGCCCCAGGCAGCCUUCAACUCUUGAUCCUUCUGCCUCAACCUCCUGGGUGCUGUGAUUACUGGUGUGUGUUAGGAUGCUGGGUGAAACUGGGGCUUUUCAUAGUAGAAUGUCACAAAGGCUGGGGGGCGGUAAUCAGAAUCAUCAGGCUAUAUAGUUAUAUUGUUCCUGACAGGAUGGGAACCCUGGGCUGCCUUGUGUAUGACUUUUUUUUUCCUUAAUCUUGUUUUGGUGGUGCUGAGGAUGGACCCAGGAGUCUUGCACAUGUUAAGCAAGCCCUCUGCCGCUGAGCUGCAUGGCGGGCGAGCCUUUCUUACCCUAGCCCUUGGGUGUGAUGUUCGAUGCAUUAGUAUGGGGCCGUUAGGACCGUUCGGGCUGUUCCCAGGUGGGUGACGGCUGGGUCAGAGCGCUGAAGCAUAAACAGCAUGUGGAGAUUCUUUCCUCUUCACACAGAGACUCGCAGCAGAUUCUAGGAGCCAGUGAUUCUGAGACUGGUUGAUUCUAUGAAUUUGUGGUAGGAGUACACCCCACUUUCUUUCUCCAUGAACUGCAUUACACAGCUCUUGCCUUCUAUGGGAAGAAAGGUUACAGAGGUGUCCAGAUCUCCCACCCUCUGGCAGCAGGAAUGGUGAUGAUCAUAUUGAUUCUACCUAAGGAAAAAGCAAGGCCUGAAGCAGGAUGCAGCCUCUGGAAACCAAGCACUAGUCCAUCUCUUUCUUCGCUGUUUCCCAUCCAAAUGUUGGGCUUCAGAUCCCUUCUCCUGUUCAGACCAGGGGUACUCAAACAUCCUCCCAUGCACAGAACCGCGUCUCUACCUGCCUUGGGAUGCCUUUGUGAUUUAUCUUCCCUUAUUUUUUUUUUCUGACUCUACACACUUUUGUUUAAGAAAUUGUGGUUUCUCAUGAGCCCUGUUAUCUCAUUGAUACCUUUUACCUCUGUGGUGAGGGGAAGAAAUCAUAUUUUCAGAUGACUUGUAAAGGGCAAAGAAAAAACCCAAAAUUUCAAAAUUUCCGUUUAAGUCUCAUAAGAAAAGAAUAAACAAAGCGAGAGAGAGAGAAAAAAAAAACUAUGAGAACCCCCCCACCCUGUGAUUAUCAGCACACACACUCAUCAAAAAAAAAUUGGAUUAUUAGAAGAGAGAGGUCUGCGGCUUCCACACCGUGGUUUUUCUUCUCGGUAUAAAAGCAAAGUUGUUUUUGAUAAUGUGGCAGUUUCCCACAAGCCAGGCUGAUCCUUCUCUGUCAGUCCACUUCACCAAGCCGGCCUCUGACAAGAACCCAAUGCCCAACCCCAGGCCAGCCAAGCCCGUGGCCCCUUCCCUGGCCCUUGGUCCAUCCCCAGGAGUCUUGCCAAGCUGGAAGACUGCACCCAAGGCCUCAGAGCUCCUAGGGACCAGGGGUCCUGGGGGAACCUUCCAAGGCCGGGACCUGCGAGGUGGGGCUCACCCUUCUUCCUUGAACCCCCUGCCACCAUCACAGCUGCAGCUGCCUACAGUACCCCUGGUCAUGGUGGCACCCUCUGGAGCCCGACUAGGCCCCUCACCCCACCUGCAGGCACUUCUCCAGGACAGACCACACUUCAUGCAUCAGCUCUCCACUGUGGAUGCCCAUGCCCAGACCCCUGUGCUACAAGUGCGCCCACUGGACAACCCGGCCAUGAUCAGCCUCCCACCACCUUCUGCUGCCACUGGGGUCUUCUCCCUCAAGGCCCGGCCUGGCCUGCCACCUGGGAUCAACGUAGCCAGUCUGGAAUGGGUGUCCAGGGAGCCGGCUCUACUCUGCACCUUCCCACGCUCAGGGACACCCAGGAAAGAUAACAACCUUCUGGCUGCCCCGCAAGGAUCGUACCCACUGCUGGCAAAUGGAGUCUGCAAGUGGCCUGGUUGUGAGAAGGUCUUCGAGGAGCCAGAAGAGUUUCUUAAGCAUUGCCAAGCAGAUCACCUCCUGGAUGAGAAGGGCAAAGCGCAGUGCCUCCUGCAGCGAGAAGUGGUCCAGUCUCUGGAACAGCAGCUGGAGCUGGAAAAGGAGAAGCUGGGUGCUAUGCAGGCCCACCUGGCCGGGAAGAUGGCACUGUCAAAGGCUCCAGCUAUGGCCUCGGUGGACAAGAGCUCUUGCUGCAUCGUAGCUGCGAGCUCGCAGGGCAGUGUUCUCCCAGCCUGGUCUGCUCCCCGGGAGCCUUCAGACAGCCUGUUUGCCGUGCGGAGGCACCUCUGGGGAAGCCAUGGAAACGGCACCUUUCCAGAGUUCUUCCACAACAUGGACUAUUUCAAGUUCCACAACAUGAGACCGCCAUUCACCUACGCCACCCUCAUCCGAUGGGCCAUCCUGGAAGCUCCAGAGAAGCAGAGAACACUCAAUGAAAUCUACCACUGGUUCACACGCAUGUUUGCCUACUUCAGAAACCACCCGGCCACCUGGAAGAAUGCCAUCCGCCACAACCUGAGCUUGCACAAGUGCUUUGUGCGAGUGGAGAGUGAGAAGGGAGCAGUGUGGACCGUAGAUGAGUUCGAGUUUCGCAAGAAGAGGAGCCAACGCCCCAGCAAGUGCUCCAACCCUUGCCCUUGACCUCAAAACCAAGACAAGAAAGAUGGACAGGGGCCAAAACACACAACUCAGGCUGUGGAGGCAAGGAGGCAAGUCCCGGACGUAUCUACAGAGACCAGGCAAUGAUGUUUCCACCGUCUUGCCUGUCUGCUCCCGGUCUAGCUGCCCUCCUGGAUUGUAUCUUCUGCCGUAAGGCUGAGGGACACCAAUCCCAGCCCAGCCCCUAUCCCCAACCCAUUCCCAAGAUGGGCUUUCCAGCCAAACAGCCCUCAUACAUACAUAUAUAUACAUACCUACAGCCUGCCUUGGCCACUCCCAAGCAGAAAAAUGACACAGACACACACAGUCAUAAUCCUGUCCCCUGGACUCAACCCAAACCCUAAAACACAAAGAGCCUGCCUUGGUACAUUCUUCUGCCCUCAAAGUUGCAUGGUCCUGCAGUCUCACACGACUGCAAUCUUAUUGACUCCCACCCCAAAGCCCUCACGCACAACAUCUGGAACCAUGGGCACUAUCACAUAUAGGUGUAUACGCAGACCCUUGCACAAGAGCAGCACUGGAACCUUCCAGAUUACAUCCCAGAAAACCACACAGGCAUAACUGGUCCUACACAGCCUCAUGCAAUGCCCCCAAAUAAUCAACAGUCAGACACAGCUUGUCAGAACUCACACAUGCACACACAUGUAGCCCCCUCCACUGUAUGUCCUGAGCUCCAUGAAUACACACUGACUCACCAAAAUGUACCCCAUGUCUCACUUGCCACUGACCCCAGUCCCCGACCCCAAGCCCCAAUCGAUGCCUCAGCGUGGACCACAGAAGAAUUUCUCUUUUAUUUGGGAUCCAAGCCCCCUGGCCCCCAGUGCCCAUCCAAUAAACCGUGGCCAAGCUAGACAAUCACCCUGAUCAAAGAAAGAUGGGACCAGAUAAGCAGGCACCUGGGUUUAAGAUGCCAGCAGGAAAAAG
Peromyscus leucopus (white-footed mouse) is the source of this 4115-nucleotide messenger RNA. It is a transcript of the gene Foxp3, whose product is annotated as forkhead box P3. The transcript is spliced from 12 exons. Bases 1812 to 3173 code for a protein of 453 amino acids. Lineage: Eukaryota; Metazoa; Chordata; Mammalia; Rodentia; Cricetidae. Gene Ontology annotation, molecular function: DNA-binding transcription repressor activity, RNA polymerase II-specific; RNA polymerase II cis-regulatory region sequence-specific DNA binding. Gene Ontology annotation, biological process: regulation of transcription by RNA polymerase II. The record is from RefSeq and is a predicted model, not a curated record. Gene Ontology annotation, cellular component: nucleus.